AUGGGCUGUACACCUUCACACAGUGACAUCGUAAACAGCGUUGCAAAGAGUGGCAUUCAGUUCUUGAAAAAACCCAAAGCCAUUCGGCCAGGAGGUCCGGGUGGCAGUGAAAGAGGUUCCAUCCCUCUGCUGGUUAAAAACUCCACCUGCUAUGACGCUGGGGAGGGCCUGGCAGAGGAGCAGCCACGUUCCAGGAGGAACCAAACCACAGCUAAAGGUCUUUGUCAGCUCAUGAGAGAUCCUGCUUCAGGCAAAAGGAAAGAUAUGGAAGGACUAAUCCCAGGAACCAAAAGCUUUUCAUCCCAGCCCAACAAAUCCCAAAGCCACAUGGCUAAAGACAUUCCAUUCAAGACACAGGGUUCCCAUGGAUUUCAAGGGGCAGAACUUUCUGGAGAUGAGAGUGAGGAAAGUGGUACCCAAGAUGCUUCCAAAUGGAAAAGGACACCAAAAUGCCACAUGUCAAGCACACAGAGUCACUGCCGCCAAACCAUCCACCCUGCUCAUGGGUCUGAAGGCAAAGUGGACUUCCCGGAGCCGCUGGUAAAGGCCCACCAACAUGCUUAUGCCUAUCUGCACUCCAGCCUCUCCAAAUACGAAGCAAUUCUGCACAUCAUCCAUCAGGCCACCCAGACUCGGGAGCUGCUGCAGCCCAUGGUCAGCUUCCUGCUGCUGUGCUUUGAGGAGAUCAGCCAGCUAUUGAGGGAGAUCUCCAAGGAUGGAGAAGCGCUCCUGCAGGAAGUUAGGGAGGAUCUGGCUUGGCCUUUGAAGAAAAGGGAGCCUCAGGAGCAGCCAGACCUCCUGCAACAGCUGCUGCAGUACACAGUCAGCAAGCUGCAGGGGCUCAAUGGCACGGUGGCCUCGCUCACCAGCAGCUUCCUGGAGGGCUCCAGCAGCUACCUCCACUCCACCGCAACCCACUUGGAAAAUAAGCUGAGCACAAAAAAGAAUGUGGAUGAACGCGUCCUGAGGGCUCUGGGGCAGCUAGAGAGCCUGGCGAGUGGCUGUGGCGACCCUGGAGUGCAGGGUCUCCCCUUAUGCUCGGAGGACAGUGGCAUUGGUGCUGACAGUGAGUCCGUGCAGUCAGGGGACAAGCUGGGCAAGCAAACCAGCUGGGACCUUGCACCAGAUCCUGAAGAAUGGAAGUCAGUGACUUUGCCCCACACAGAGGCCGGGCGGUCAGGACACACCUGGCAACAAAGUUCAUUCUGUAUGGGUUCAGACCGACCCCAGGACUGCCUGUUCUCAGGGGUUUCUGUGGCAAAGGUUCAGCCACAAGCACAGGACGAAGCAAAGAGCCCCUGCCUCUCCAGCACAAACCCAGAAACUAUCACCUCCCUGCCUUUGGAGCUGGGGACAAGCACCUCAAGUGAUUCAUUUGGGAUUGGGGUCCCUGUGGAAGCACAUCUUUCCAAAACCUCCAGACUGAUGGACGCUCCAUCUCUCAGUGACAGCGAGGACAGCAGCUCAGAGGAAGAGGAAGAAGAAAUGAGCAGCAUGAGUGUGUGUGCAUGGCAGGUAAAAGCUCCAGAUUCGAGGCCGAGAUCUUCACCUGCUGACCGGGAAAGCCCAUUUCAGUCCCACUCCAGGAGGCUUAGGAGCCCCCAGGCCCAGGAAAUGAUUCUGAAGAUGAAGAAAGCAAUCAGCGAAAGGAUCAAGUUUGUCCCUGUGCCCUCUGGGCACCAGGACUGGUCGGAGGAGGAGGAGGGGAGAACAGCGGUCCCCCCAAGACCUAGCACGGUCAGUGGCAGCAGGAGGGCCCCCGAGAGGCAGAGGAGGUCCCGGUCAGAGCCGUGUCUCCAGAGUCACGUGGAGGACCCCACCCUUCAGGAGCUGCGAAGGGUCCAGAGGGACCUCAGUCGGAAGCUGGAGGCAUUUUAUGCCCUGGGCACUAAAGGGCAGGGGCAGAGCCAGGAGCAGAUUCCACAGCCCAGAGCAGCAGCCGGGUGGCCCAAUGGCGCCUGCAGGGUCGGUCCAAGCAACACCACCAGCAGGCUCAAGGCAUCCCUCACCAAGAACUUCAGCAUUUUGCCUAGUCAGGACAAGAGCAUCUUGCAGAAAUGCAGUCCUCAUCCUGAGGGUGAACAGGGCAAAGCUGAGAAGCUUCCAGAUGCCACCCUAUCAGGAGAGGUCAGUGAGGCUGCCGGGGCCAAGGACUGGAACGUCAGGACCUGUCCCACCAGAACAUCCGUCAAGAAGCUCAUUGAAACUUUCAGUCCCACGGAGAGUCUGAGGACGCUGGGGGACUCCAAGGACUCUGAGGAAAGUCCCUACCUUAGGAAUAGCAUCAUGCCCCCCAGAUUUCCCAUGUCCAGGGGGCUUGUCCCUUUGUAUCCGAAGCCCCAAAUUUCUCCAGCCUCAGGCAGAGAAUCUCUCAAAAUGGGCAUAGGCUGGAAGCCCUUAGCACCUAUCUUUCCGCCUCUGCCUAAAGCAGCGGCAGCCAAGAGUGGGGAGCUCAGCUGUGAAGUGGAGGGGAACCCUGAGCACCUCCCUCCACCGCCCUUAGAAGUCCUGAUGGACAAAUCAUUUACUUCUCUGGAGUCCCAGGAAAGCAGCAAGUCCACAGAGAGCUCUCCCGAGGAAACCCAGGAACCGGGAGAGGCUGGCCCCACCAGGAGAACAUGGGCUUCCCCAAAGCUGAGGGCCUCUGUGAGCCCCCCGGACUUGCUGCCCAGCAAGAGCACCGCCAGCCCCACCAAGCCUCGCAGCACAGAGCCAGGGAGUGGCAAGAGCAGCUGCCAGCCCAGGAAGCCAGCCCUGGACCUGAGCCACCCACCAGCCACCAGCCACAGCCCAGAGGGGAAGGGUGGGACUUCGAGUCAGAUAGAGAAGGCCGCCAACCUCUACAGGCAGCCCCGGAAGGCAAUUGCCUGGCACCACUGCAGCCCUCCAUCCGGACAGAACAGGACCUCAGAGUCCAGCCUGGCCAGACUGAGGCAGAGCCGAGAGAGAAGCCCCCCCGUGGGCAGAAAGGCCUCUCCCACGAGGACACACUGCGUGCCUCAGGCAGAGAAGAGGCGCCGGAGCCUGCCCUCCUCUUACAGACCUGCCCAGCCAGGCCCCUCUGCUAUGCAGACACCCCCCAGCCCACCACUCAGCCCUGGAGCUCCCAGCCCACUGGUGAGCCCCAGGGUGCUAAGCCCACCAACCACGAAGCGGCGAACGUCCCCACCGUGCCAGCCCAAGCUGCCCAGCCCUCCCCCCGAGAGCCCACCCGCUCAGUGCAGGGUCUCCAGCCCUCCAACCCAGCGCCCAGAAGCAAGCGCCCCUUCCUCAGUUCCCUCCCCAUCACCCCCAAUGUCCCUGUCUCAGGGGCACAAGGAAACAAGAGACUCUGAAGACAGCCAAGCAGUCAUAGCCAAAGUGUCUGGGAACACACAUUCCAUAUUCUGCCCGGCCACCUCCUCUCUGUUUGAAGCUAAAUCGCCACUCUCAACAGCCCACCCACUGUCCCCGGCAGAGGCUGGGGGCCCUCUUGGGAACGCAGCAGGGUGCUGGAGGAGCAGCUCAGGGCCUUGGCUGAGAGCAGACUCACAGCGGAGAGCAGCUCUGUGUGCCCUCAACCCUCUGCCUUUCUUCAGGAGGACCGCUUCUGACCGCCAGCCGGGUGCCCGCCUGCAGCCUCCCGACCCCACCAGUGCCUCCUGUGAAUCCCAGCUCGGCCAAAGCAGCAGCAGUGGGGAGAGCCCUAAGAAGGAUGCAGAACCAGGGAGCAGCCCCUGCGCCCCUGAAUCACAGGGCAGCGGCAGGCAGGCAUCUCCCCCGGAGUUCUGUGUGCUGGGCCACGGGCUGCAACCGGAGCCCCGCGCCGGCCAUGUCCAGGACAAAUUGCAACCAGAGGCACAGCCCCAACAGGAGGAGGUGUCCUGACAGGCUGACGAGGGGCCACACUCAUGCAGUCAGCCCAGAAGGCCACGUGUAACAGCCAAGUGUCCAGCCUGACCCAGAGAUGGUGGGCAAACCAAACUCCUAUUGAGGCUUCCUGGAAAGGCUUGGAAGAUCCGCUGCCCAGCGGCUGUGCUGAAUUUUAAAGUCACCGGUUUCAGUCCCAGAUCCUGCUCUGCCUUGGGGUUCAAAGGUUCACCAGAACGUUAGACCCCACAAUGACAGUAUUUAAUCCUUCAAGUGCUGGCCUUAAUUUG
Saimiri boliviensis boliviensis (Bolivian squirrel monkey) is the source of this 4139-nucleotide messenger RNA. It is a transcript of the gene PCARE, whose product is annotated as photoreceptor cilium actin regulator. Gene Ontology annotation, biological process: protein localization to photoreceptor outer segment; photoreceptor cell outer segment organization. Gene Ontology annotation, cellular component: photoreceptor outer segment; photoreceptor inner segment. The record is from RefSeq and is a predicted model, not a curated record. NCBI's taxonomy places the organism in Eukaryota, Metazoa, Chordata, Mammalia, Primates, Cebidae.